AGGAACAAGCAGCGAGAGAGGGGCUAGUUGUAGAUGUAGCUAGGGUGAGCUACCCAAACGCCCGGGCUGCUCCGCCAAAACAUCCAUGGGUGGUUGCGUCGGGAGCCAUCACGACUCUUCGGGCAGCCUCAACGAGAACUCGGACGGCACUGGAGGGCGAAAUCAGCCCCUAAAACGUGAAAGGCCCAAAUGGAAAAGCGACUACCCGAUGACGGAGGGCCAGCUGCGCAGUAAGAGAGAUGAAUUCUGGGAUACGGCGCCAGCGUUUGAGGGACGCAAGGAGAUCUGGGACGCCCUCCGAGCCGCGGCCAGCGCCUUCGAGGGCAAUGAUCACCUGCUGGCUCAGGCCAUUCUGGACGGAGCGAGCAUCACUCUACCACACGGAGCUCUUACCGAAUGCUACGAUGAGCUGGGGAACCGGUACCAGCUGCCCGUGUACUGCCUCUCCCCUCCCGUGAACAUGAUUGAAGAGCGGUCAGACGAGCCCGACGGUUCUGACCCGGACUCCAGCACCGCCGACCCAAACUCCACAUCGGUGAGCGGGGGAGGAGGAGGGGACCCGACGGUGGUGGGGGGGGAGUCACAACUGCGCCUGCGCCUCUCCACAGGGCGGGACCUGCGUCUCACAGUGCGAUCCACAGACACAGUGGGGAUGAUGAAGAGGAGACUCCAGAACCAGGAGGGGGUCGCGGCCAACACCCAGCGCUGGUUUUUCUCAGGGCGACCACUCACGGACAGGCUACGGUUGGAUCAGCUCAAUAUCUCCAAGGACUAUGUGGUGCAGGUGAUUCUGAGUCAGCCCCCCGCCCCUCCCUCACCUGUCCUAGGGCAGAGUCAAACUGAAGGGGGCGCUGUGGAGGUGGAAGGAGUGGUGUCUCAAGAUCCCACUCCGGUAGAAAACUGACGCAAACUCGACACUCGAGACUGGAGAGAGCUGGCUGCUACAGACAGUUGAAUUUUGAUUUUAGGAAUUAUUUUCUACUGGAUUGUUUUUGAUGAGAUGAUCCUUGUCUGGGGCAACAGGCUGUCUGCUGGAGGACUCUUCAAUUGAGAAAUACAGCCUUCUUUCUUUCUUUUUGAUUUUACACGUUGACCUUUUUCAAGUCUUUUUAACUGUUCCUAUGGAAACCAAACUACAAAAGGAGAACUGUGUCUAGCUUGACUGGCUUGAAGGAUUUUCAUAAUGAGCUGAGAUCUGAAUCUUACUUUCCAUUCAUGUUCUGCAGCAAAUGUUUUUCUAGGUUACAGGGUUAUACCAUCCGUUUAAGUUUGAGUUUUAACAUUUCAGUUUAGAUAAAAAGAAGUUUCAAUUAUUGUCUAUUCGGGUAAGCUGUUAUCACAAUUUGACAUUAAGAUGCUUAGCUCCAUUUGACAAGGCACAUUAAGAAAUGUAUUAUGGGAGCAAGAAGGAACAUUUAAACAAGAUGCUGCUGGAUUAGAUGCUUUACUUCAGUCAUCUUCAAAACAAUCAGUUCAUCUCAAAUUCUGUGGCAGAGACAAGACACCAAGAAACCCAUUCACAAGCAUUCACUGUCACUUCUCUGUGGGACUGAAAGAUGGGCGGCAGGCACACAGCUGCAUAUUUUGAUUAUUAAAAUAGUGUUUUUAAUUAAAUUGCA
Molecule: messenger RNA, 1619 nt
Organism: Boleophthalmus pectinirostris (great blue-spotted mudskipper)
Lineage: Eukaryota; Metazoa; Chordata; Actinopteri; Gobiiformes; Gobiidae
Gene: ubtd2
Product: ubiquitin domain containing 2
Exons: 3
Coding region: 86-904 (272 amino acids)
Molecular function (GO): protein binding
Source: RefSeq, a predicted model, not a curated record